Molecule: messenger RNA, 2316 nt
Organism: Pyricularia oryzae 70-15
Lineage: Eukaryota; Fungi; Ascomycota; Sordariomycetes; Magnaporthales; Pyriculariaceae
Exons: 2
Coding region: 356-2095 (579 amino acids)
Cellular component (GO): mitochondrion; cytoplasm
Molecular function (GO): 2-dehydropantoate 2-reductase activity; NADP binding
Source: RefSeq, a predicted model, not a curated record
GUUCUUUGCGUCACGACAUUGAAUUCUACCGAGUCUCUCAGCAGCCUCCUCUAUUCUGCCGGUCUUACAGCAUCCGACCGCUCUUUAUCACAGAGAUGCAAUGACCACAUACGACACUAGGUGAUAUUUACCGUUCACAGUGUCUCGAAUAUUGAGCCGCCGCGCGCAGUCGCGGGUGCUUGCGCGCAUACCCUAUAAAUACACAAGAUGGAGCAGCAAUAACAACGAGGUCGGCCGGGCCAGGGUUCAAGGAACUGAGUCUUUGAGUGGCAACAACCAUGGCACCCACCCGCGUCGACCAGCAGCACCUCCUUGCAGCAACAAGGCCGAUUCUGCACCAGAUAAAGAACCGCAAAUGCCGGUCAAUUACGAUUUCCCUUUCAAUGUACCAAGCCUGCUUGUUCCUGUUCUACCCACUCCGGAACUCCAGCAGCGCUACUUUCCCGUUCAGAAGCGCACCAGAUCUCAGUCGUCGAGCCCAUAUGAAAAGUCAGAAUCCUUUGCGGUGGCGAUGCGUAGAGCAGAGAGAAUGACCGAAUACUCCAAUCUUCCCACGAAUUACGACUUCCCCUUCGGCAUCCCUUCGCUAUUGAUAGACACUUAUUCACCCUCUGCAAUAGACCUCCGAAGUCCACCAACAUCGCCGCCGGCGGACGCCAGGAAUGGAAACAACCCCGAACCUAGCUCGUCUAAGGGACUAUCAAAUAGAAGUGAAGGGGAGAGGGCAAAUCUUAAGACUGCUGCUGCUGAUGCUGGCUUGACUGAGUCAAACAUGACUGGCGAACCGGGCCUCGAAAGUCAACGAUCAUUGCCGCCGGCAGAAGCCAGGAAUGAAACCCCCACAUUUAGCUCGCCGCCGGGGACAGAAUCAAAGAAAUCUAAAAAGAAGAAAAAGAAGCGGUCAAGCGAAACAGUCGUGUCUAUCUCGGGAGGCCCAUUGGUCCCUCAGCCACAGCACCGGAGUCUUUUGGCUCGAGAAGUCGAAGAAGGUCUAACCCGGUUGAAGCCAACGCAUGUGCUUGCUUCCAACAUACACUCGACCUACAUCGCCCACUCCUUGUCAUUGGUCGAGCAGCUUCCACCUGUGACAUUUCUCCUUCCGGGCGAGUUACAAAAGUAUUGGAUCCGAGAGGGCCAACAGAUACGAGUAUUGCGUGGCUCUGACGUGAUUUCUUCCGGGAGACUGGCUGCUGAAGGUUUGUCUUCAAGGAGAGACAGCGGAGAGGACCACAUUGAUCAGUUGGUGGUGACUACGCGUGCCGGCAAGGUUCUGAAGGAACUUGCGCCUCUGGCUCCGCGGAUAGACAACAAAACAGUCAUCUGCCUCAUUCAGGAUGCACUUGGCCUUCCUCAGUUUCUCAACGAGCGUCUGUUUCAAAAACCUGAGAGCCGCCCUAUGUAUGUCUUGGGUCACAUGACCCAUCUACCGCGGCACAUACGCGAUGGCUCUGACUUUUACCGUUUUGCAAUUGGUGAAGAGCCGGAAAUGGGGCGACUAUACCUCACUGCGUUGCUUGGGGAGGUGGACCAGUUUGCGACCCUACAGAAGCAUCCGCCGCCCAACUUCGUUGGUGCUCAUGAGCAUUUUCUAUACGGAAUGUCAACAGACAAGAAGCUCGAUGUGCAAACUCUACCAAUGGGUCAAUUCCUACAGCUCAAGUUGACCAAACUGAUAUUUCUGGCUACCGUUGAUAGCACUGUGGCCCUGCUGGACUGUGAGUACAGCGAGCUGGCUCGUCUUGAAAGCGGACUUGGGCUGGUGGAACAUAUGCUCGAUGAGAUCCGCAACGUCAUAGCCAGGUUACCGGAACUGGACACAAACCCGAAAUUCCGCAGCUACGUGGAAAACCGCUAUCUACGAGGCGAGAUUAUAGCCAGGCUGCGGUCUCUCAACCCGUCAAGGGACAGCGAGCUGCGUUCGUUUGUGUUGCAUGGCAGUGACCUCGACAUUGAACACACGGCCGGAUGGUUUGUCAAGCGUGGUCGGGAGCUGGGUCUGCAACUGCCUACGACGUGGUCGGUAAUGGAGUCAGUCAAGGCCAAGGCCAAACUUAUUCGCAAGCGCAAUCAAGCCGCUGUUCUGUUUCAGCAAUGAAAACAACAUAGGCACAACUACCUGAAGCAGCUUUUUGAGCGUCCUCUGGGGACCUGUAUAAUAUGAACUUUGUUGUAAACCUAGUUACAUGGGUUGUGUGGACUUUUCUCCACACUUGUACUGUACUUAAUCCGGAGAUGUUAAAUCUAUAAACUAACUCUAGACUUGCAAUGUUAUUUGAUAUACAGACAUACAUGUUUACAACGAUUUUUUAAUGCCGG